Parathielavia appendiculata is the source of this 1538-nucleotide messenger RNA. RefSeq lists its product as uncharacterized. The record is from RefSeq and is a predicted model, not a curated record. Gene Ontology annotation, cellular component: membrane. Gene Ontology annotation, molecular function: serine-type endopeptidase activity. The transcript has 2 exons. NCBI's taxonomy places the organism in Eukaryota, Fungi, Ascomycota, Sordariomycetes, Sordariales, Chaetomiaceae. Bases 326 to 1156 code for a protein of 276 amino acids.
UGGAAAUGUGGCAUGUGCACUGCACCACUUCCAGCUUUCAUCUUGUCAUCCAACAUCGUUCGCUUGGAUGUGGCAUGCUUUUGAUGUCGUUCCAAGCUACAGGCUUCAAUUCUUCCAGCCUUGCAAUAAGCAAUCCUCAUCCAGAUUUGUCCUUUUUCAGUCUCUUUUUUUGGAUAAAGCCGCCAAUGUGCGAGCUUCUGGCUUAAAGGUUGAUUUGGGCUCGACGGACACAAUCAUCGACAUCACCCCUGAUUCCCCGUCAUCCCACCAUUUCCCAGCCGGACAAUGUUGAGGUAACACUGCCCGGGAGAGACAACGCUCAGAGAUGUCGCUUGCAAGCACACCUGUGACACGCAGCCUAGUGCUGGGAACGGUUGGGCUUUCGAUUGCAGCCAGCCUUUUCGACAUCAAGCACUAUUUCUACAUCUCGGUCGACACCCACCUCCUGCAGUACCGCCAGACAUGGCGUGCCCUGAUAUGGCAGCUGUGCUAUACCAACUCAUCUGAGGUGCUUUUUGCAGCUAUGACACUGUACAGCCUACGUGUGGUUGAGCAGCACUGGGGGUCCCGGAAGUUUGCCUCAUUUGUCCUUGUGUCUGGGCUGCUCACAUCUCUUAUCACGCCAGUCCUGCUGACGGUUAUUCUCCGGCCGCUCAGCUGGGGACUCUUUGACUUCCUGCCGGCUGGCCCGACUCCCAUAAUCUUUGCCAUCCUGGCCCAGUAUCAUGCCAUGGUACCGCACAUCUACCAGUACAAAAUCGUUCUCUCCACGGGCGCCCCGACCGGCAGUGACCAGGACGACGUUCCCGCAUUGAUAUUCUCGGACAAGUCGACCAAGUAUCUCAUGGCGCUUCAACUGGCACUGUUCCAAUGGCCGGGCUCGCUCCUCGGGGCUGGGAUCGGGUGGCUUGUGGGAUACGCCUGGCGCAGCGAACUGCUGCCGGGCGCGCUAACUAGAUGGCGGGUGCCGGGGUGGGUAGUGGGAUUGCGAGCUCAGACAGGCAGCGACAGGCUCGAGGGGAUGAGGAGGAGACUCGAGAGUGAGGGCGCAUCGACAGGGGCUGCGUCGGGGGCCCAACAACAGGCCGGAAGCGACGGCAAUAGACGGCGAACCAUGGGGCAGCAGCUUCUGGAUGAGGUCCGAGAGGCGUUUUAAGUGGAGUUGACCUAGGAACUGGGAGCACUCAAUCUGGCUUUAUGGAGGCUGUACCGGUUUGAGUGCAAUACACAUCCUUUUGAGAAUAUGUCCCAAACGACACUACAACUGCAAGGACAUCCUACCUAACUCGGAUCAGGACAGAGAAUCAGGGUCUCUUCUCCCAAGUGCAACAUGUAAGUCAAUGGAGCCGUUAGUCUGGAACUCGACGGCCUGCACAACGACAACUCAUGCAAACAGGACGAAUUGCAACUCUCGGAUGGCAAUCACAAUAAUCCCAAUUCGGCUCUGAUUAGGUACCAGCAGAUAGCCCAGCCGCAUCAAGGCUUGCCACCGCCGCAUCAUGCACCGUCAAGAUAAACCGACCAUGGGCUAAAAAUAC